Messenger RNA from Annulohypoxylon truncatum, 2740 nucleotides. RefSeq lists its product as uncharacterized. The transcript is spliced from 5 exons. The coding region runs from base 156 to 2114 and encodes 652 amino acids. The record is from RefSeq and is a predicted model, not a curated record. NCBI's taxonomy places the organism in Eukaryota, Fungi, Ascomycota, Sordariomycetes, Xylariales, Hypoxylaceae.
GGAGUCCUCAGCCCCCGCUCUGCCUUUACUCCGCCCCUACGCUCUCGCCUACUUGAAUAAGGAGUCAUCUCUUCAAGCUAACCAUCUCAUCCAUUGUCUCUUUUCUAAAAACAUACCUAAUCGAAAUAUAUUGCGAAUAUCGACGAUCCAUAGCCAUGGCGGAAGCAUUCGGUGUUGUUGCGAGCGGUAUCGCCGUUGCGCAAGUAGCCGGCACCGCUGCGGGAGCUGUUAUAAAGCUCAAGCGACUAUGGGAGGAAGUAAAGAAUGUCCCCGAAAACAUAGCGGACCUGAUGGAACAGAUUGACUGUCUGGACCCGGCCCUCUGGGAAGCCGAGCAGCACUUCAUCCAGAAUCAGCUUCCUCCUCAGCUCUGGGACGAUACGGCGGCGGUACGAAGUGCGAAGUAUUGCCGCAAGGCUCUGCAGAAUUUGACCGACGUAGCUGAAGAUUUGGCUUCUCAAGUUAACUCCAAGAAAAAAGUCGAGCGUGGGAUAUCACGUGUGAAGGUUAUAUUGAAGAAAGGCUGUCUGCACAACCUUGAACGACGUCUCGGGACUGCUGUGAGAAUGCUUGAGUCUGCCCAGCUAGGAUACAUUGUCACACUCGUGAAACUACAGCCCGACAUCGUAGCUUGCAAAGUCGUGUCGCACCUAGAAAACAUGCGACGACCGAACAGCCUCAUUGGUACUGACUUAGAGAUAAACGACAAGGAGGCCGAACGUCGAAGAAGCUCAGCUGAUCCCAAGCCUCGGGGCAUCGACGACGAGAGGAUUCCAAGGAAGAGAGAAUUGACGGCCUGGAGAAAAUCGUCUGCGUUUGGCUAUGUGGAUUUUACCUCGACACAAGGGGGCUUUGUCGUUGAUACCCGGCCCCCAUGGUGGCUUUCCGGCAUGCUGCGUGCGUGGUCAUUCAAUGUGGCCAAAUCGUACUCAAGCUGGAAAUUUCAUAUACGAAGCUAUUCUAUUAGACCAGAAGAAUCAUUGAUUUUCGAUGCGGCGGGAAGAGAUGAUGUACAGGCGCUUCAAGCAAUGUUUGACUCAGGAGAAGCAUCGCCUUUUGACCGCAGACCCGAUGGUAUAGGUAUAUUACGCGUAGCUACAAUUUAUAGGUCAUUGAAAGUUCUCAGGCUCUUGAAAGAUAUGUGCCUUGAUAUAGACUUCCCAGAUUACCACAAUCGCACAGCGAACGCAACUACCCCCUGGAACGACGCCGUUGACUCCAAAAAGCUCUCGGAGUUUGCUUGGUUGAUGACAUCAAGACUCUACGUAGCCAGGGACUUUGAAGACUGCCGAGAUCGCUGUAGAUGCAUCUUGAUGUCAGAUGUGGAAACAUUCCAAAAGCUACGAGCCAUUACCUGCCCGGCUCACGACAUGACGCCUUUAAGUACUCGACUCUGGCAGGCCAGGAACUUUGUGAUGGUCGUAUCUCCAUUGAAAUUUGAAGUUUUCCGACAAAUCCUCAGCCCGGAUUUGAACGAAGACCUUGCUGCAGUAUGCGGAUUCGAAUGUAAUGGCUGGCCAAGUCUAAUCCACAUCACUGCAAUGGCUAUCUCAGGACUUGAUAUACCCCUCAAUGAACCCCAACAGUGGCUAGGAGACGAAAUUGAAAGUUGGAUUGAUUUUACUCGAAGUGUCGUACAAAGGUCAAAUCUACACUUGGAUACAAUUCAAUGGCUGCGAGAUGUCUGGGGAGGACAACACUGGGUACCGUUGACGCCUCUGGUUUACAUGAUACUUUGGCGACCUUUCACCAUUCGUGUCACGCAUAUAAGGAGGGGUCAAUUUGAAAAUAUCGUCCGGACAGGACUUCGAAGAUGGCUUCUUAUCUUGAAAAGAACCGGCAGAGAUCUCAUAGAAUAUGGACGCGAGGAGACGAGAAUGCUCCUCACUAGUCGCUUUGAAAGUCGCACGAUUUGCUACCCCAAGUACUUACUUGGGGACCCCUCCUUUGUCUACAACUUGAUCAGCUUUCAAUUCGGGCCCAAUGUGGAUGACUGGAAUAUAUUGUGGAACGAGCCUACGGAUGAGUUCGCUGGCGACUUCUGGAAUCUGAUUGAGGGGCCAAUUAUUCAUAUUCCGGGAGCAUGGUAUGAUAGUGACAUAGAAGCAGAAUGACCAAGCCUCACCAAGGCAAGGUCCUGUGAGCAUCGCGGUGCUUCAACUUAAUGAUUUCGAUACUGUGGACAGAAACCCUAACGACGGAGCCUCGGUAUGAUAUAUCAGGGUUAGGGGGUUUGCUCCUCCUUUGAGUUACUUAGGGGGAUGAGAAAUACCUGCAUCAAAUAAAAAGUGGCAAGGGUUAGGAAAGCGUCUAAAGAAGUCGAAACUGUUGUAUUAAGGUAAAUCUUCUCUUAGCAUAAUUUUCAGGGGAAGUUAAACCUGUGCCUCCACUUCCACACACCGACGUCUAAGUCUGCUAACUGCCUCAGCGUGAAGCCUGCUGUGACGAUACUUAUUAUCACAAUGGCCAUCAUUAGGGGUUCUUGAGGUCGAAUAUCCUGGCGGUGUGUCAUAGCUCUGAUGAGGUUCUUUCAAUAAAAGGCAGCAACGUUUAGUCGACGCGUAUAUAAAACUUCGUCAUUGCUUAACACGCUCAAGUUGACAUGAACCCCUAUUUAGUCCCCCCUAAGCCCUCUCGCCCCUUUGAGUAACUCAUCUACGAGACUCCUAUGCAGAUAUGAUGGAGAACAUGGGUGAAUAAUCUAGGACUCAACUCAUCUUAAAAUAUAAAGUUAGAUAAG